This is a messenger RNA of Heterocephalus glaber (naked mole-rat), 1354 nucleotides long. RefSeq names its product germinal center associated signaling and motility like (gene Gcsaml). Gene Ontology annotation, biological process: regulation of B cell receptor signaling pathway; regulation of lymphocyte migration. Lineage: Eukaryota; Metazoa; Chordata; Mammalia; Rodentia; Bathyergidae. The record is from RefSeq and is a predicted model, not a curated record.
GGGGCGGGCUCGCGCAUGCGCGCUCUGGCCCCCGCGCCAGGCCCUCCCCUCAGCGCGCCCGGCCCCGCCUCUGACCCGGGCGGGCUCGGGGCUGCGGGGCACCGCGGCGAACAGAGGCAGCGCCUGAGCGGGUCGGAGACAAUGGGCAACGCGCCGCUGCGGGCGCUCUGUUGCGUGGGAGCGAAUGCAAAGAAGAACGGGAAGGAGAGUCUAGAUGUGAAAAGGACACGGCAGGAAAUGACCACAUCUGAAGAAGAACUUCAAGGUCAAGGUAAAGAAUUUCCAUGCUCUUCUAAUCAGGACGAGGGCAGCAGCGGCUUUGAGGAUGUGUGCUAUACCGUCAUUGACCACACUGCCCGCUGCCGGCCGUCCCUGAACUCCAAGGACCACAGCUAUGAGAACCUGGACACCGCCAGGAGGGGAGGCGGGUUCCGCAGGGAGGCGCUGGAGACGGAGUACGCCCUGCUCAGGACCUCGGGGGUCGGCUCCUCUUCCUACUCGCCUGAGCCAGACUACGAGCUUGUGCUCCCGCGCUGACCCGAAGGCCGCGGCCACCUGCCGGCCCGGAGGUGCAGGAGAGGGUCCUCACUCGAGCUGGCCUGGCCCUUGCUCUGCCCCCGUGCGCUCCCUGUGGCUUCGCUGUGGUCUGGGGAGGGCACAGACGCGGACUUGGUGGCUAUGGGCUCUGGGCUGCUCUGUAAAUGCUGAGGGUCUGAGCUGCUGAGGACUUCCCCGGGCCAGAAGGACGCGCAGGUCCAGCUUCCCCGUCGGCCUCUCAAAUUCAGACGCCAGCAUCUCCUGUCCAGGACGCGCUUCCUUUCUGAAGUCUAAUAAACUGUAAAAGUAUAAGGCCAGGGACCAGACUCUGCUGCCCUGUUGAUUAAUUUGUCUUUUGUGUGGACUGGAGAAUCUUAUUUUGUGGUCAAAGUUCAAGAAUCCAUGUUUUUAGCAUUGUCCUUUCUGAGAGGAGGCACUGAAUGUGUCACGGGGAGGAAAGGAAACCCCGCCCACCCUCACCUUUCCUGUCUAGUAGUUAACUGGAGGAUUCUGUUCAGAUUAGCAGAAAAUGAAAAACAGAACAAACUUGUACAUGCAGCUUGGUUCACAGUGUAGCGUUGAUUGAACUUGUGAUUAGAUACCUCUUCUGAAGGAAGAGUGUCUGCUUGUAAAAUUCCAGAAAUCUGGUGACUAAUCCAUCUAUUUUUACUGUCCCAAUGAAUUUUUAAGUUAUAUUUGAACUUCCUAGGAAAUAAGUACCCAAAGGCCUUAACAGUCAAAGCAUUUGUGAUGUGUUUCUGUGUAGUGAUGAGGAUCCGUCAAUAAUAUAAAUAAAUUUGAACCUUAGGUAACGCAA